Messenger RNA from Fusarium verticillioides 7600, 1256 nucleotides. RefSeq lists its product as hypothetical. NCBI's taxonomy places the organism in Eukaryota, Fungi, Ascomycota, Sordariomycetes, Hypocreales, Nectriaceae. Gene Ontology annotation, molecular function: hydrolase activity, acting on ester bonds. The transcript is spliced from 3 exons. The record is from RefSeq and is a predicted model, not a curated record. The annotation marks the transcript as partial.
CCAUGAAAAUGUUCAACGCUUUGUUGACAGGCCUUUACGGCAGCUUUCUGGCACAUGCGUAUCCCGUUGAUCACCCUGCCAAGUUCUCGAGACUUGUCGUUUUUGGUGAUAGUUUCAGCGAUAACGGGAAUGGGUCUUGGGUCGUGAGCAAUGGGACUUGGCCUGUUGAUCCAGCGUACUAUCGCCAUUCUUUCUCUAAUGGGCCGAAAUGGAAUGAUGUAGUGGCCGAGAAGUUGGGUCUUGAGCUCAUCAACCUCGCGACUGGUGGAGCUACCACCAACAAUGAUUUCGUCGCUGGAGGUACAGGUGCUGAGUCGACAAUUCCUGUACCUUCAGCUGCGGAUCAAGUUCUGUCGUUUCUAUCGUGGGAUCAACCUCAGGCUGGUGAUAUCUUUGUUCACUGGAUUGGUGCCAAUGACAUUCUUUUCAACACUAGUAUUACCGGAGCACAAGUCACGAGCUUGAUCAACGAAAACGUUAACAGACUAUUUCAAGCCGGUGCAAAGACUAUUAUCCUCGCGAAUUAUCUCAACGCAACAACCUUUCCAGCAACGUUCAACUCUUCAGCCUACAACGUACCCAGCGUGCAAGAAUAUGUUCCGGCCUUGACAAAGGGUCUCGAGCAAAUCGCAGCAGGAUACUCAGCAUACGCCAAGACCGCAGUGGUCGACGUGCAGGAUCUAUUCAACGACAUGUUUUCGGAUCCCGAGGCGUACGGGUUCGAUGAGGACUAUGUUAAUCCUCCGACUGCAUGUCUCACGGGGGUUUAUACGAGCGAGGGUGUUCCACGACAUUUAUGCAGUGAUCCCGAGAAGCAUAUCUUUUUCGACUCGUAUCACCCCGUUAAAGAGGUCCAUGCUUUAGUAGCAAAGUUGUUCGUAAAGAGUAUUGAAGGGUUCUCGGCUUGAUCUUGUCGGUCAGGCCUUGGGCAUCAGAUCCGGAGCGUCGCGAGGUCUCGCAGACUUACUUGUCAAGUAUCAGCACACAUUCUCAUUAACAAGUCUUGGUCACUUACAAGCCGAGAAGUCGUACCUCGGGGAGAUACCGAUCGUUCGGGAUGCCCCUUGGCGUUCCAGUCAACCUUCUUGAAGACAGGCUUGGGGCUAUUGGUCUCGUCACGAGUUGUUGUGCCCAGGGGAGACUCCUUUCGGUUCAGGCUUUCUCCGGUCCCCCCGCCGUCCCAGUUGACCUGUUUGAAGUUGGGUGAUGCGGUGUGGUCGUCCCUGGGCCUAUUUCUAUGCGGGAUAACAUGGCUU